UAUUGUCAUAGUCAUUUUGACAGUAUGACGGUGUAUUGUGUCAUGAUAUUAUCCUCUUGCUCUUGGUCCAAACAGUGACAGCAGGUUUUCCUCAUCCACAAGCGAAUAGCGGAUGCAGUGCUAGCUGACUGAAGGAUGAACCACAGCAGCUGCUAUGGCCUGCAGCAGCGGUCCUGCUAACCCAGAGACUCUGGAAGGGUUCCAUGAGGUCAACCUGGCCUCGCCCACCACCCCUGACCUGCAGAACCAAGUGGAGCAGCGCCCCACCACCUGCCACAACACUCCGCCAUCCUCCCUCUACCGCACUCACGCCUUACGACCGCCUCCCGCCGGCCUCCACUCCUCCCUGCGAGCAGACCAGCUCCCCACGCAGCCUGUCUACUCCACGCCGCGACACAGCCACAAUGGAAGCGAGCAGGGCCCGGAAGCGGAUGUGGCCGAGAGCAACUUCCUGUCUGGGGAGGAUGGCGAGGAGUCCAGCCUGUCACGCCUCCGCAGCCCGUCGGUCAUGGAGGUGCGGGAGAAAGGAUACGAGCGUCUGAAGGAGGAGCUGGCCAAGGCCCAGAGGGAGCUGCUGUUGAAGGAUGAGGAGUGUGAGAGGUUGUCAAAAGUGCGAGAUCAGCUUGGCCAGGAGCUGGAGGAACUCACCGCCAGCCUCUUCCAGGAGGCCCACAAGAUGGUGAGAGAUGCCAACGUUAAACAGGCCAAUGCCGAGAAGCAGCUGAAAGAAGCUCUGGGCAAGAUUGAGGUCCUCCAGGCAGAGGUCCAGGCCCUGAAGACGCUCGUUCUCUCCUCCCCGACGUCGCCCGUUGGUGAGCUGCCCUCUGUGGGCGUGGCCGGGAAGACCCCCUUCAGGAAGGGCCACAGUAGGAACAAGAGCACCUCCUCCGCCAUCUUGGGAACUCAACCUGACCCGUCGGCCACACAGCCCAUCGUACGCGAGUGUCGAGAGGCGGACCCUCAGCUCUUCACAGAGUUCAAGGCCUGGAAGGAGGAGCCCACGCUGGACCGCAGCUGCUCCUUUCUGGAGCGAGUGUACCGUGAGGACAUCUACCCCUGCCUCACCUUCAGCAAGAGCGAGCUGGGGUUGUCCAUCCUGGAAGCUGUGGAACAGAACACACUCAGUGUGGAGCCGGUCGGGUUCCAGCCACUGCCUGUAGUCAAAGCCUCGGCCGUCGAGUGUGGCGGACCAAACGGGCAAAGGUCUGAGCUCAUCUCGAAGUGCGCCCUGAGUGGUCAGACCAAAACCUGCAAGCACAGAAUCAAGUUUGGAGACUCUUCCAAUUAUUACUUCGUGUCUCCUUACUGCCGAUACAGAAUCACGGUAGUGUGUAAUUUCUUCACCUACAUCCGUUACAUCCACCAGGGGCUGGUCAAGCAGCAGGACGCCGAGCAGAUGUUCUGGGAGGUGAUGCAGCUCCGCAGGGAAAUGUCCUUGGCCAAGCUGGGCUACUACAAAGACCAACUGUGACUGACGGACAGCUAACUCCAACACCCCGCCCUCUUCCUGACAUGAAGCCCCGCCUCCUCCACUGUGGCGCAUAAGACGCUGAGCUUGCAGAUGGUCAUUGUAGCUUCUGACCUGAGUUCAAACACUCCCGAAUGAAAAACCUCAAGCACCUUAAGUUGGUGACACAAACGUAACAGCCACAGCCACAAAGAACAUACGCUUUGAAGCCAAUGUUUCCUCCAUGAAGGAACAUAUUCAAACACGUUUCUGCUCCGAAUUGCAACUCCUUUUUUUUUUUUUUUUUU
Dunckerocampus dactyliophorus (ringed pipefish) is the source of this 1755-nucleotide messenger RNA. It is a transcript of the gene rab3ip, whose product is annotated as RAB3A interacting protein (rabin3). Gene Ontology annotation, biological process: exocytosis. The transcript is spliced from 13 exons. NCBI's taxonomy places the organism in Eukaryota, Metazoa, Chordata, Actinopteri, Syngnathiformes, Syngnathidae. The coding region runs from base 155 to 1471 and encodes 438 amino acids. The record is from RefSeq and is a predicted model, not a curated record. Gene Ontology annotation, molecular function: guanyl-nucleotide exchange factor activity. Gene Ontology annotation, cellular component: Golgi to plasma membrane transport vesicle.